This is a messenger RNA of Leptinotarsa decemlineata (Colorado potato beetle), 596 nucleotides long. RefSeq names its product E3 ubiquitin-protein ligase RNF185. The record is from RefSeq and is a predicted model, not a curated record. Gene Ontology annotation, molecular function: metal ion binding; ubiquitin protein ligase activity. Gene Ontology annotation, biological process: ubiquitin-dependent protein catabolic process. NCBI's taxonomy places the organism in Eukaryota, Metazoa, Arthropoda, Insecta, Coleoptera, Chrysomelidae. Gene Ontology annotation, cellular component: endoplasmic reticulum.
UUUUACUCCAGCUGGCCAUGCUUGCAUCAGUGGCUACAAACUAGAGCAAACAGCCAGGUUUGUCCAGUGUGUAAAGCUGGAAUAAGCAAGGAGAAGGUUAUUCCAUUGUACGGAAGAGGCAGUACAAAACAAGAAGAUCCAAGAGAAAAGGUACCUCCUCGACCUGCAGGACAAAGAACCGAGCCAGAACCAGGCUCAGGUUUUCCAGCUUUCGGUUUUGGAGAGAACAAUUUUCAAAUGUCUUUUGGAAUUGGAGCUUUUCCAUUUGGAUUCUUUACCUCCACAUUCAAUAUCGGGGACCAUAGACAGACAGCAGCCUUUCAUGGUCCACAACAACACCUGGAAGAACAUUUCUUGUCAAAGUUAUUCCUUUGGAUGGCUAUACUUUUUUUAUCUUGGCUUUUAUUGGCCUGAAUUGAUUUGAAAACAUGGUGGAAUGUCUUAUGGGGAUUUUUAAUGGGUGUUUUUCAGCAACUGGUGGAUUCUUUGAGAAAGACGAAUCUGUGUUACAAAUGAAUUCUGAGUUAAUUUCUAUAAGUUUGCAAUGCUGGAAGACUGAUUCAAAAGACAAGUCAUAUUAAAUAUAUUGAAAACAU